GGCGGCCGGACAGGUCCUCAUGGCGGCGACGGCUUGGGCGCGGCGCAGAGGCCACUGACUGGAACUGCGAGCCUGGCGGGCGUGCGCCGAGCCCCGGCCCGGCCCGGCCUCCCGCGUGCCCCCGCACCCCUGAUGCUGUGCGGGCGCUGAGUCCGCCGCGGCCGGGACGAUGGUGAAGUAUUUCCUGGGCCAGAGCGUGCUCCGAAGUUCCUGGGACCAAGUGUUCGCUGCCUUUUGGCAACGAUACCCGAAUCCCUAUAGCAAACAUGUCCUGACGGAGGACAUAGUGCACCGGGAGGUGACCCCUGACCAGAAGCUCCUGUCCCGGCGACUCCUGACCAAGACCAACAGGAUGCCCCGCUGGGCAGAGCGACUGUUCCCCGCCAACGUCGCCCACUCGGUGUACAUCCUGGAGGACUCUAUUGUGGACCCACAGAAUCAGACCAUGACCACCUUCACUUGGAACAUCAACCACGCCCGGCUGAUGAUGGUGGAGGAGCGAUGUGUUUACCGGGUGAACGAGGACAACAGUGGCUGGACCGAGAUCCGCCGGGAAGCCUGGGUCUCCUCCAGCUUGUUCGGCGUUUCCAGAGCUGUUCAGGAAUUUGGCCUUGCCCGGUUCAAAAACAACGUGACCAAAACUAUGAAGGGUUUUGAGUACAUCUUGGCCAAGUUGCAAGGUGAGGCGCCCUCCAAGACACUGGUUGAGACAGCCAAGGAAGCCACCGAGAAGGCCAAGGAGACGGCACUGGCAGCUACAGAGAAAGCCAAGGACCUGGCCAACAAGGCGGCAAGCAAGAAGCAGCAGCAACAGCAGCAGUUUGUGUAGCUGGCCUGGCCCCCAGGGCCCGGGCCUCCCCACCACUGCCCCUGCACCUCUACACACACUGCACUCAGCCCCUCAGCCCACACCCCUGUACUUGGUGAUUAAAAAUCAGCUUGCAGCCCUCUCUGCUGUUUGGGUGGGGGCGGGGUGGUGGCUUCUGUCCGCCGUGGGCAGCUGCCGGCAGCAGGGCUACGGCGCCGCCAGGCACAGACUGUAAGCUCCAUGCGGGCAGGGCGCGGUUUUGUCCUUUGAUGUGUCCCUGCUACCUGGAACAAAUAGCUGGCACAUUACAGACACUCAAUAAACACUUACUGAAUUCA
This is a messenger RNA of Ochotona curzoniae (black-lipped pika), 1146 nucleotides long. It is a transcript of the gene PRELID1, whose product is annotated as PRELI domain containing 1. Gene Ontology annotation, biological process: phospholipid transport. NCBI's taxonomy places the organism in Eukaryota, Metazoa, Chordata, Mammalia, Lagomorpha, Ochotonidae. The record is from RefSeq and is a predicted model, not a curated record. The transcript has 5 exons. Gene Ontology annotation, cellular component: mitochondrial intermembrane space. Bases 170 to 829 code for a protein of 219 amino acids. Gene Ontology annotation, molecular function: phosphatidic acid transfer activity.